AUGGCUCUUCCCGCCGACUACAAGCACGAGAUCGAAACUCUCGAACGCGAGGUCCUGCAGAACAAGCCCACCGACGUCCUGCAGUUCUGCGCAAACCACUUCCUCCGCCGACUAGAGUCUCAGCGACACGAGUUCCUGCUGGGCGCACAGCAUUCCAACAAGACAAUGGCCGAGAACAACUUCCCCGGCAGCAACCCUUUCCACCACAUCCAACAGCCUGGAAUGCAGCGUCUGGAGGAAGAGGAUGAAAUGGACACGUUUGCCUCGCCCACUGCAGCCUCCUUCCCCAACAACGCCAUGAACCGUGACGCAUCUCCCUUUGCUGCAAACGCAAAUCCCUUCGGUGCCAACAACUCCAACUCAGUCGGCAGCCCCUUCGCCCAAUCUCAGAACGCCGACCCUUCAGCUCAGCACAACGAUGGCUCCUUCGGAGGCUUCAACUUUGGUUUCGGCGGCGCUCAGAGCACAGGAGCCCGAGACCAGAAUGCUGGUGCUGGCGGCAACAGUCAGCAGUUGGAUGUACCGCAAAACUUCCCCAACAACUACAACAUGGGCCGUCGUGUGUCCGUAUCGGCCGAAGUGUUGGCACCCUCAGGCACCGACGAUUCGGACUGGAAGCCUCCUACCUACCCCAAGACUCAGGAACAGCUCGGUCGUCUACGUGCUGCAGUGUCGCGUAACUUCCUCUUUUCCCACCUGGACGACGAUCAGACCGAGCAAGUCUUGGGCGCUCUCCAAGAACGCAAGAUUCCGUCCAAGGACAUCAAGGUCAUCGCCCAAGGAGACGUUGGUGACUAUUUCUACGUUGUCGAGACUGGAAGCUUCGACAUUUAUGUCUCGGGAACCGGCAAGAUCGAGCCCGGUGUCAACGGCAUGGGCAACAAGGUCGCAUCGUGUGGUCCUGGCACCUCUUUCGGUGAACUUGCGCUGAUGUACAACGCUCCUCGUGCUGCAACCGUCAACAGCACCGAGCCCAGUGUCAUUUGGCAACUCGACCGCAUCACCUUCCGUCGCAUCCUGAUGGACAGCGCAUUCCAGCGCCGCCGCAUGUACGAGUCUUUCCUUGACAGCGUUCCUCUCCUCAACACCCUCACCGCAUACGAACGCAGCAAGAUUGCCGAUGCUCUCGAAACCCAGAAGAUGCCUGCAGGAAGCACAAUCAUCCGUGAGGGUGACGUUGGUGAUCACUUCUACAUGCUCGAAUCAGGCACUGCCGCCGUCUACAAGUCUGGAGUCGAGCAAUCGAUCAAGUCGUACAACAAGGGCGAUUACUUUGGCGAGCUGGCCUUGCUGGACGACAAGCCUCGCGCCGCAUCUGUUGUCGCUGAAACAGACAUCAAGGUGGCCAUGUUGGGCAAGAAUGGUUUCCAGCGCCUUCUAGGCCCUGUCGAGAGCAUCAUGCGUCGUGAUGACCCCAGGCAGCGUGCCGGCUCGGCUCAGCCCUCUUCUUCGUCUGCAAGACCUUUCUCCGACAGUGUUAACCCCUUCUCGUCGUCCUGA
This is a messenger RNA of Aureobasidium uvarum, 1500 nucleotides long. The record is from the annotation of a GenBank genome assembly. Lineage: Eukaryota; Fungi; Ascomycota; Dothideomycetes; Dothideales; Saccotheciaceae.